UUGCUGAAGAGGUCUUCUGGAGAGGUACCUACGUUCAAGUACCACUUCGUUCGUUCCACUGAUGGAAGAAAUGAGCUUCCCAAAGGAUCUGAAGUUAUCUUUUUUGUUGAUAUCCGUGGAAGAUUACCAUGACUGUCCAGCAUAUAUUUUCUACUACAUGGUGUUGUGUAAGCAUGCUUUCUGCAAAAGCAUGUUGUGUGGCCGCGACCUGGCAACGACGGACUAUGGAUCAGGAUCGCUUUGGCGGUAGCCUCCGCAAGCGAUGGCUUCAAGAGAUGCUUUGCGGAACUCCUUUGAUGACAUGGUCGGUUGGGAUGGCAGGUAGUGCACAUCAUCUGACGAGCUGUGAGCCAUGCUGAUGAUCAGAUCAGAUCAGGUUCAAACAGAUUAUGCAGGAGAGCGGAGGUCUGCUUAAUUUUUCUGGAAACCUUCGUUCAAACAAGUGUUGUGACAGCCAACACUUGGUUUCGAAGGAGAACGAAACCGACCUCUCGUUGCCGCAUGCAUGUCGGCAUCGAGGCAUUCCACCGUCCUACGUACACGUGCAGAGAAGAUAGACAUCCAAGAGUCGGUGGCCAGGCUACGCAUUCCAAAGCACGACAGAGAGCCCAAAGACAAAAGCGUGGGAGUACGUGUACAACCUGCGGGAGUUUCCCUCCCGAUGUCGCUACUAUUUAGUUGAUCCAGGAGAGCGAGCGAGAGAACGAGGGGGAUAAGAGCCAUGGAGGAUAGCGUUGAUGCGAGCGAGAGCUUCGUCUCUCUUUCAUCCAUUCUGAAGCCAGAAGAUCCACCCAACGGAGGGCCUGCAGUAGAUAGCGAUGAGGAAGCAGAAGAGAUAAUGGCGGCCAAGAAGCGAGAUUCUGUAGACUCCAGCCUCAAGGGAGCCGAAGAGGUUGACGAUGGUGUCGGGUUCAUCGGUCGUCUUGUGUCUAACUUGACCGUCUCCGUUCCGGGCGGCCCUGUCGAGGGGACCGAGGAUAAUCACAAGAAAGAAGAAGAAGAAGAAGAAGAAGGUGGAGGGCUCAUCAACCGUCUCUUCCCCUACUUGCCUGUUACCAUGCCAGACGAGCAAUCUCCUUCAGCGGAUGAGGCCUCGCUUCUCAUCUCUAUCAUCGAAGACUAGGGAUAAUAAAGACAAAGAGGAGAUCAACGUAAUUGUGGUUUCCAUUCUGCUUGUAUAUGUUCCAUCUCUCAGGUCAACUUUUCUCUUGAGAGGUCUACUUCCAAUUCCAUACAGUGAAGUAUCUAUCAUCAGCUGACAAUUUGUUGCUACAAGGCUGGUGGCUUGUCACCCAUCCCUAUGCGCCAUGCAAAUGAUGUCUAAGCUCCAUGUAAAUGCCAUUUUAAUUCCAGUUAAUCAAUGUACUUAUGCGUGCUGGAGAUUGGACCUCA
Molecule: messenger RNA, 1392 nt
Organism: Musa acuminata AAA Group (dessert banana)
Lineage: Eukaryota; Viridiplantae; Streptophyta; Magnoliopsida; Zingiberales; Musaceae
Exons: 4
Coding region: 722-1123 (133 amino acids)
Source: RefSeq, a predicted model, not a curated record